UUAAAUCUGUUUAUUAUAUUUCUUAUAUCAGUAUUUUUUUAUAUAGUUUGUAGUUUUUUAUCAGCCUUUUCUCUACCCCUAAAUUAUCUCUCAUCAAAAAAAAAAAAAAAAAAUAGUUUCCUCUAAACUUGUGCAUCAAAACAACACUUGCGAGACAAGUGUAAAUAAAUAAAUGUGUAAAAUGUAUAAGAAUAUAAUUAGAUCGUAAAAAAUAUUUUUUUUGAUGAAUAAAAAUCCUCCACAAAUAAUAGUCGUUAGAACAACUAUGUGUUCAGAAAUACAUCAGAUAUAUUUCCGCUAAUGUUAAAUUAAAAAAUAUUUAAUUCCUAUAAGAUAUGUAUGUUUAUGUAAAUGAGAUGUAUCAUUGUUAAUAAAUAUACAUUUAUUUUCAAUACGAUACUAUUAAUCUUACAUUCUCUUGCUUAUAAAAUACAGCCAUAUAUACGUAUGUGUGUAUGUGUGUGUGUGUGUGUAUAGGCUUGAAAUUGCAUUUAACGAUGUUUCUUUGUUUUGAAAUGACUUAUAUAAUUUUUAAAUUUUCAGCAAUGUCACACAAAUAGUGUAAAUUGAACAACAUGACUUGGGACGAGAUAAAACGUAAGAUUUCCGUGCCAAUAUAUUGCACGCUCACACUCUGUAUAUUUCUGGCUGAUAUAUUAAUUGAUGAAAAAAAAUAAAAACAAAAAGAAAAUCAAGGUAAAUAGAAAAGAGUUUUGUGUAACAAUAAUCUUGUCAACCUUCGAUAAAAUUUGUCAAGCGUGUGAUAUUUUUUAAAAUAUAAAAUAUAAAAUAGCUUAUAAAAUGUGCAACCGGUAGUUUGCUUUAUGUGCCAGCGUAAAUAAAUGAAGAUGGAAGUGUUAAACGACGUGCAAUUGUGUCAACGGGAUAAUACAUUCGAUAAAUUGUCCGCGAUAACCGCUCGGCAAGCUCGUAGACGCGUAAUUCUCUUCGACGAAGCGUCAGUGAAUGAACAUACCAUCGAGAAAACGGUGAAUCAGUCCGCUGUCACAUUCAUGCGGAAUUUCGAGAAGGUCUCUAAACUGGAUAUCAGAGAUAAGAAAACGAAUAUUGAUCUUAAAAAUGCAGAGGAACUAGAUCAGCAAACUCCACUUGAGAAUCCUGCGACUUUAAAAAAUAUUGGUCACAAAGCAAAUAUUAAAGUUUCCUCGCCGAUCAAUCCAGUUGCGUUGAACGCAGUCACACACGAGCUACGGCCCAAGUUACGUCUGACUGAACCUGCAUCGGAUUUACCUGCGGGCACAAUGCCGUCGAAGAAAGCAGCUCCGGAAAACGUCAGCGUGAAGACUAUGCAGAUGGAAGUUUCGCCGAUCGACUCGUUCACAUCGCUCGAGGCAACCGCUAUAUCGCACGUGCUCGUGGAAUGUUUAGAUCAGCUCGCCAUACUCAGAUUCACGAUACCAGCCGGUGUCGAUUCACGCUGGGACGAUUCGUUUAAGACGGUCGACAAGAUUUACGGAGCGCCCGACGAGCCUGUAACGAUCUUCAGGGAAGAAAUGGGCUUGUUGCCGAUCGUGCCCACGGAGGCUGAAAAGAUGCAGAGGGACAGAAACUACGUGUACAAGGUCCUCGAGAAAGUUCUUCGCGACCUAAAAGAAAACAGAAGAUUCGACAGUCUGCGGGAAGAAAUAAAUAACAUUGCAAAACAACAACAAGGCGAACGUAAUCUGAAAGCGAGCGCGCGUAUGUGGCACAACCAAGCUGAGCAGCUUCGGGAAUUGCUCGAAUCCGACGGACGAGCGAACGAAGACGACAGAUUAAGAACAAUAAGACUCGCGCAAGAAACCGACGCUCAAGUUGACCAAGCGUUAUUCUUGAACAGCGGAAAAUUAGAUUACACGGAAAAAUGGGCGAACGCCAGACUGGAGCAACAAGAGCUCAAACUGUACUUGGAAAAGAUGAACAUGUUGAACAAACUGAGCGAUUGUUCGAAGGAAUAUAACGCGGAACAAAUCAUCUCGGCAGAAAUAAACGUUCACGUGGAAAACGAUAUCAAGGAGAAGGAAGAGCGGAUAAUCGAGUGGACGGGGAAAUAUAACGACGAGAUUGAGGAACGGCAGCAGGAAAUAGACGAGCUGAGAAGACUAAUAGAAGAUCAACAAUUCGAGAUAAAGAUGAUGCGUACUUUGAAGAAAGACGGCCGGGAACUGAUCGACGAAGAGACGAGAUUGUACAACGAAGCGAGACGUCGCGAGAGAUUGAACGAAGCCGCAACGAUUAUUCAGUCGCUGUGGAGAGGUUUCAUGGUCAGAAACAAAUUGGGGAAGUACAAAUAUCUACGGAGAUUGGGAAAACGGAAGAAGAAGAAAAAAGGAGCGAAGCGAGGAAAGUAACGAGAUAACCUUGAAAAGAAAGAGAUAUAGCACGCGAUCUAUAGUGAGAAAAAAAUGUUUGGAUAAAAAAAAAAAAAAAAAAAAAACACAAUCUUUGCGUAAGUAAACAACGAAAAACUUUUAAUAUUAUAUUGGAAAGAGAUUCUCUUUUUUGCGCUCUCUUCGCACACACACACACUUUUUAAUAAUAUCUACCGAGAUAUAUCUAUAUAAAUUAAUCAAUAUAUUUUUAAACAAAUAUCAGAGAUACACAUUAUUUACACUUGCAAUAAGAGUUCACGCUCACACUCAUGCGACCUCAUGACAAGCGCGCACAGCAUCGUUUAUUUUUGUUUUUUUUUUUUUUUUUUUUUUCUUAAUCACAUAUAUAUAUAUAUAAAUAUGUUAUCGGGUACGAAUAUUUCGCAGAAAAGAAAAGAGAACGGAAAAAAGUUACACCGCUAUAAAUACAAUCUUGAACGUAUUCGUACUCGAUAAGAGCUCGCGUCUUUUAGGAAAUUUACUCGAUUUUACAUCUAAUUGUUACAUAUUCUCGAGCUAAAAGACGAACCCAACGGCCACUGAAGUCAAAUCAGUGGCGGCGCGAUCUGAUCACCGUUACACACUCACGUUUGUACUCGCGGGAACGAUCACAAAUUGUAUCAGUGAUACAGAUCGAGAUAGUAGACGAUAAAAAUACACGCGACGAAAAAUUGAUGCGAAUAGAUAUCCGUUAUUCAGUCUGUAUGCGUGUAUGCACGCCGCGUCAAGGAAAUUCGCGAAAACUGCAUAAGAGACAUUGCAACACCGCGUUUUUUUUUUUUUUUUCUUUUCUUUUUUGUUGUACACCGAAAAC
This is a messenger RNA of Pseudomyrmex gracilis, 3186 nucleotides long. RefSeq names its product IQ domain-containing protein D-like. The transcript has 6 exons. NCBI's taxonomy places the organism in Eukaryota, Metazoa, Arthropoda, Insecta, Hymenoptera, Formicidae. Bases 843 to 2351 code for a protein of 502 amino acids. The record is from RefSeq and is a predicted model, not a curated record. Gene Ontology annotation, cellular component: motile cilium; cytoplasm. Gene Ontology annotation, biological process: cilium organization. Gene Ontology annotation, molecular function: protein binding.